CGUCAGCUGUUCAGUGGUAGCAUGAAUCUUGCUAAAAGUUUACGUUUCAUUUAUUAAAGCCACUACAAUAAUGAGUCAAUAUAGUCAUGUUAAAUAUACGACAUCACCAACGCCAUCCGUUGUCUCGGGCUAUACAUCCGCCUCGCGGGCCCAAUCUCCGCUACCGCCGCCCAUAAACUAUCGCAAAGAUUGCCUCUCCGCGACUACAAAAAGCUACAAAUAUUUGCGACGUUUACUCAAAUUCAAUCAAAUGGACUUCGAAUUUGCGCUCUGGCAAAUGGUUUAUUUGUUUAUAGCGCCACAGAAAGUAUAUAGGAACUUCAAUUAUAGGAAACAAACAAAAUCACAAUUUGCGCGAGACGAUCCUGCAUUUCUAGUGCUGUUGAUCAUUUGUCUAUGUGUUACUUCUGUAGGUUUUGCCUAUGUGUUGGGAUUGUCCCCUUGGCAGAGCAUAUCCUUUAUAUUCUAUGUUGUGUUUGUGGAUUGCAUUUUUGCGGGUGUCAUCAUAGCCUCAUUUUUCUGGGCUGUCACGAAUCGGUAUUUGCGUGCAAGCAAUCUAGAGCCGGAUAUUGAAUGGGGAUAUGCCUUUGAUGUACAUCUAAAUGCGUUCUUCCCGCCGCUGAUGCUGUUGCAUUUUAUUCAGUUAUUUUUUUACAACUGGCUUAUUAGCCAAUCGUGGUUCAUUUCUCGUUUUCUUGGCAAUAGUUUCUGGCUACUCGCGAUGAGUUAUUAUGUCUACAUCACCUUCUUGGGCUACAACUGCAUACCGCAUUUGAAGAAUACGCGACUUAUACUCAUCGCCCUGCCCAUUAUCUUUCUGCUAUAUCUCGUCGUCACCAUUAUUGGCUGGAAUGCGACAGUUUCAUUUAUAAACUUUUAUAAAUACCGCGUCUAUUGAUUUUUUCGUUUGUGGCACAUUGCGUAGCUUUCUGUGUAAAUUAUAAUGCUUUUAGAUUAUAGAUCCAAAACUUAUGACUAAUAAACCCACUAGCAUUACCCAUGUUAAUCACACAUCCAUAUGA
Messenger RNA from Scaptodrosophila lebanonensis, 1022 nucleotides. RefSeq names its product protein unc-50 homolog (gene Unc50). NCBI's taxonomy places the organism in Eukaryota, Metazoa, Arthropoda, Insecta, Diptera, Drosophilidae. Gene Ontology annotation, cellular component: Golgi membrane. The record is from RefSeq and is a predicted model, not a curated record. The transcript is spliced from 3 exons. The coding region runs from base 71 to 898 and encodes 275 amino acids.